Messenger RNA from Dermochelys coriacea (leatherback sea turtle), 6078 nucleotides. RefSeq names its product stonin 1 (gene STON1). Gene Ontology annotation, molecular function: clathrin-cargo adaptor activity. Gene Ontology annotation, biological process: clathrin-dependent endocytosis; regulation of endocytosis; synaptic vesicle endocytosis. Lineage: Eukaryota; Metazoa; Chordata; Testudines; Dermochelyidae. Bases 308 to 2509 code for a protein of 733 amino acids. Gene Ontology annotation, cellular component: synaptic vesicle; AP-2 adaptor complex. The transcript is spliced from 4 exons. The record is from RefSeq and is a predicted model, not a curated record.
CUUCCUCCAUGGGCUGGCUCCAUCUUAGACGCUCAGAUUCCCCGGCUGCGAUCCAGGCCUAUAGCCCGGCCGGUGGGGCUGCAGCCGCGGCGCCUAGGGCCCUCCCUGCAGCAGGGCUGAGAGCAGAGGAAGCUCCGGCCUCCUGCAUUGUGCGCCGGCCCCCACUCCCUCCUCCUCCUGCACCAGUCUAGAGCUUGUCCUCCCGGACGGCGGCCGACGCUAAGGCUGCGAUCCCGGGCGCCGCGCAGUGCACACGGAUGACUCAGAGGUGAUACCUGUAUAAGUGUUUCAAGUUUUUUCCUACAAGAUGUGUUCCACAUAUCCAGCAAACUGGGUCACUUUUGAUGAUGAACCCCUCUCUCAAUCUCCUCAAAAAUCAGUGGAAAAUAGUAAUACCUGUAAAGCAAAUGGUCUUAAUCUCAAUCUUGCUAAUAUGCAUGAAUCUUCAAGUAGGUCAACUUCUACAAACAGAACUCCACUUUCUUCUCCUGUAGCUGACUUUUACUUAAAUGCUGGACCUCCUAGUAACUCUCCACUUUCUACACCUACCAAAGACUAUUCAGGAAGUCCCUAUAUCCCCAAAUCAGAAAUUCACAUCCUUUAUCCUAUUCCUGAAUUGUCAUCAAACAUUAACCUUCACCCACCAUCUGGGACUUGUUCUUCCUUAGCUUUUCAGAAACUGAGCACUGCACCUAAUGAUGAUCCACCUAAGAUUUUAGUCUCUAAACAAGGAGCCCCAGGUGAAAUAAAUCCUACUUACCAAGAAAGCUGCAAUAAAUUAGAAGAUCAGUUGGAAUUGGAACGCUUCCAAUAUUUUCAGAAUGACUGUGCUUUUUCAAGUCUAUUUUGGAAAGAGGGGUGUUCAACUAGCAUGUCUCCCUAUAACGCUGACACACAGAGAAAGGAUAAAAAGCUUUGCAGAAGUAUUUGCCGUUCUAAAGAAAAAGAUACUUGCCAUGAUCAGAAAAGUCUCGAUCAGAAUUCCUUCAGUUAUAUCUGUGAAAGGCUUGAACAUUUGCAAACUGAUACUUUGGGAAACCUGUCUGCCUCCAGCUUACAUGCAUGGCGUAAUCUCUCUUCUUUCAUUCCAUACAGUCUCUUCAGGAGCCAGAAAAAAGAUGGUUGGCCUUUCAUGCUAAGAAUUCCUGAGAAGAAGAAUAUGAUGUCAUCUCGGCAGUGGGGUCCUAUUUAUCUUAAAAUCCUACCUGGGGGUAUUUUACAAAUGUACUACGAGAAGGGUCUUGAAAAACCUUUUAAAGAAUUCCAGCUCCAACCAUACUGUAAACUGUCAGAACCCAAGCUAGAGAACUGUAGUGUUUCAGGAAAAAUCCAUACCGUGAAGAUUGAAUAUGUGUCUUAUACAGAGAAAAGAAAAUACCACCCCAAAGCAGAAGUGGUCCAUGAACCAGAGGUGGAGCAGAUGCUAAAAUUAGGAACCAUGGAUUACAAUGACUUCACUGAUUUCCUUACAACAGUUGAGGAAGAGUUAAUGAAGCUUCCUGCCAUUUGUAAACAAAAGAGAAAUUAUGAGGAACAAAAAAUUAUACUAGAAAUAGUGGAUAAGUUUUGGGGGAAAGUCACUAAAACAGAAGGAAAACUUGUAGAAAGUGCUGUCAUCACACACAUUUAUUGUAUGUGUUUUGUGAAUGGCAAUACUGAAUGCUUUUUUACUUUAAAUGAUCUAGCGCUCCAGAAAAGAGAUGAACUUUAUUUUGACAAGGACCUGGAGAAGAAAUGGAUUGAUAUUCUUGACUACCAUUUCCAUAAGUGUGUCAAAACACAUGAGUUUGAGCAAUCUAGAAUUAUUAAGUUUACACCCCUGGAUGCCUGUAGGUUAGAACUGAUGCGUUUCAAGACACUGUAUAUUGGGCAAGACCUUCCAUUUUCUUUAAAGGCUGCAGUAGUUGUUCAGGGAGCAUACAUAGAACUUCAGGCUUUUAUAAACAUGUCUUCUACUUCUCUGAUUCCAGCACAUUUGCAUUCCAUGAAAUACUGUGAAAAUGUCAUGAUAUGCUUUCCAGUUCCUGCACAGUGGAUCAAAGCACUUUGGACCAUGAAUCUCCAAAGACAGAAGUCCCUAAAAGCAAAAAUGAACAGAAAAACAUGCCUUGGUUCUUUACAUGAAGUUGAAUCUGAUCCUGUAAUUCAGGUCUCAAUUGGAACAGCAAAAUAUGAAAGUGCCUAUAGGGCUGUAGUGUGGAAGAUAGACAGACUUCCGGAUAAAAACUCAAGCCCAUAUCAUCCAUACAGUAUGUCUUACAAACUAGAACUUGGAUCAGACCAGGAAAUACCUUCUGACUGGUAUCCAUUUGCAACUGUACAGUUUGUCAUGCUUGAUGCGUGUGCCUCAGGGACUGAAGUAAAAUCGCUGGGCAUAGAAUGUGAUGUUCAGCCCCAGAAACAUUUGAACCAGAAAACUUGCUACAACUGCCAGGUUGAAAUUGAAAAGAAGUGGAUCAGGCUUGAUGGAGAAGACCCAGAUAAGGCUAGCACCUGCCUAAUGCAGUAAAAGGAGAUGAGGCACUUGUAAUACAUGGUUACAUGUUCUUUAAAUAUGGAAACAAUGGAGGAAAAUGUUAGUGGGAAUUAAUUUCCAUAGUAAAUAUUUGUUAUUGUAAGAAAAAGUGCAAUGAUCUAGUGCAGGGGUCUCAAAUAUGUGGCUUGCAGAAUAAUUUCCUGUGGCCCACUAUAGGCGCUGACUCCACUGGCAGCCAAGUUCCCCUCCCCCAUGCCUCUCCUUCUCCUUCCCACUCCCCGAGCACACCGUGUCCCCGCUCCUCUACCUACCUCCCAGUGCUUCCUGCUGUCAAACAGCUGUUUGGACUUUCCAGGAGGGAGUGGGGACAUGGCACGCUCAGGGGAGGAGGCGGAGAAGGGGCAGGGUUGGGGCAGGGAUUUGGGGAAGGGGUUGGAAUGGGGAUGGGGUGGGAAGAGGCCUCAUGGAAGGUGUGAAGUGGGGGCAGGGCCGGGGGCAGAGUGGGGGGCUUUAACCGAAGUAAUUCUAAAAGUAAAUGCGUGUUUUGUCAUUUGAGUGAGGUGCAUUACUGAGUGUUUAUAUUUUAUUAAAACUCCUCUUUGCAUUACAGUUUUAAAAAAGUUAAUACAUUGACUUUUAAUAGCAUACUAUAUUACUCUUCAUUUUUUUCAUUUUUGACUAUACUUUUGUAUCAUUGUAUAAAAGGUUUCAGUGAUGCGGCCCUCGGGCCAAUGUACUAGUCCUCAUGUGGCCCUCGUAGUGAUUUGAGUUUGAGAUCCCUGAUCUAGUGUAUAAUAAAUGCAGCAGCUGAAAAUCCACUGUUCACAAUUUUUGUAAUGCUUCUGGGUUUGAUAUUGCAAAUUCUUAGUCAUUUAAUUAGCCUUAAUUCAGGUGUGCAGCCCAGUAUGGGAUUACUGAUGUGAGUAAACACUGAUUGUACAGUUGUAAGUUUGCAGGACUGAGCCCUUAGUGUACAGAUUGUAAUAUAUUUCUCUGCAAAGUACCUAUUACUUGUGAACGGUCUCAUGCUCCAUGUUGAGAAUUAAUGUCACUAUUCUAAAAAAUUGUCUGUUUGCCAUAUUGAUAUUUAACAAUAAAAACAUCCAAAAUACUUAUGGCACAAACCAACACCUGGGUAGGGUACAGCAGGAUAAACUGCACAUUUGAGUUUAGUUUGUAAAUAUGAUAUGUUUGUCUCCAUUAUUUGUGAACAGCAAAAGCAUACACUUAUUUCCCAGUAAGAGUUUCCACAUAACGUAGAGUGAGAGAACUUCCUCAGGAAUAAAACUCCUAAUUCUCUCCCUCCAGGGGCUAUAAAUGUUGUUCUCUAGGAUUGUUCAAUGCAAAGUCUCAGGCAGUCUUGACUGAAAUUCCCAUGCCAAGGUGAGGCUAAUCUAUUUCAGUGCCUCGGAGAGUGAACAGGGCCUGACCCUCAGCUGACACAAAUCAGCGUAGCUCCAUUAAGUUCAACGCAGCUUUGCCAAUUUGCACCAGUUAACAUCUGGCCUUAUGAGUUAUAAAGGUGGCUAAUCACUACCCGUUGUUUUUUGUGGAUGUCUUUCAAGACUCAAGUUCCAGAUGUUGGUUUGAAACUAGAGCCUGUAUGGCAUCACUGCCUUGAACUGUAAGGCGGAGGGGAAUGCAAACAUACUGGGAAAGUAAGACUUUUUCUUACAUUGCCAUCUAUAAAGGAAUUUGCUACAGAGGAAAAUUGAUGGUUAUAUUUAUAUACAAGGCUUUAGGGAUUUAUAUCCUUCAGGAAUUUUGUGUUUUUUAACCAGAAUUUUUUUUGGUCUGGCUUUAUUUUGUUAUGAUCAAAGUUCUGAUUUUUUAAGGCUUAAUUGUUUUAAAAUGUCCACUGAAGCUACCUGGGUUCAUAUGUGGUUUGACUUAGUGCUUGGGGCUGGAGGGAAUACACUCUAGGGACCUCUGGUAUAAUCAUACAUGAUGAUCAGUGUUUACUCAACAGUAGCUCAGGACUGGAGGCACAAGUCAUCACUGAUUAUGUUGACAGAAUUGUGUGGGGAAGCUAGCACAACAUGUCUGCCUUAUGCUCGGCUCUAGCUAAUGCUAUGGGCACUUAAACUCAUCCAACUACAUUGUUCACUUAAAAUGUCAACAUUUAAUAACAUUACCAAAGAGCAAUUACUGUUGCUCCUUUGUCAAGUGGAAGCAGAAUUUUGAGAUCUUGCAGGUCAGUUUUAAAUUUGGAGCAGAAAUCACUGAUGCAGUGUAGGGUAUUUUCUUAGUGUAAUUCAGCUGCGACACAACGCCAUCCAAGAUCGCCUGGCCAGAGCCAUCCCACCACACAUGGGGAAGGUUGCCAUAAACUCUGUCAUCUCUGGAACCAACAGCCAACUGCGACCGGACAUAGUCAUCACCAACAAAGACUGGAAGAAGAUCAUCAUGGUGGAUAUCACAGUGCCAUUCGAGAAUAGGACCCUAGCCUUCCACGAUGCCCGAUCUCAAAAGGUAGAGAAAUAUGUCCCUCUGGCCAAAACCUUGAGAGCUAACGGUUACCAGGUCUAGACAAAUGCACUGAUCGUCGGAGCCUUAGGCGCGUGGGAUCCCAGUAAUGAGCAAGUGCUGAGAGAAUGCGGAAUCGGUCAAUCCUACGCUUGGCUGAUGUGGCAACUCAUGGUAUCAGACGCCAUCAGGUGGCCGAGGGACAUCUACAAAGAACACAUCACUGGACAUCGGCAAUACCAGGAGGGAUGAGCUGGAGUGCCGACGAGAAGCGCAGUCAGGAAAGUAACAAACACUUUCUUCAUGGAUUGUAUUUUCUAAAUGGACAACCAACUUAAUUCUCAAUUACUGAGUGACAGUCUCCACUCAUUGAUUUAUUUUGCUUUCCACAACCAACUCUCUGUACAACUUUUCAUGAGUGAUGUACCCAAGUAUUCGGAUUCUAAUAUCUAAAUUGUAUUGUUAAAUCUGUUCACCUAAAUUUGGGUUAUUGCUGAUUAUGUACUCUAUGUAUCAUAUGACUUUAAAAACAAACUGUUUGUGGAUAAUCUAAGCACUGUACCCAGAUGUACAAACACUCUUUUCCCAACCUAUGUAUUAUAUAUAUAUAUAUAUAAUAUAUAUAUUUUAACAUUAGCUUAAUAAAAUUUUUAGAUCCGUUUAUUUAUAACAGAUACACAAGUUCUGUUUUCUCAAACAGCUGGUAACAAGCUGGAUUUCUUCUCACAGCAUUACUAUAUGUGAUGAGCACUUGAUAUAUAGUAGUUAUGUGCUCAGUCAAACUCCCAUUGAAGUCAAUGGAAAUCUUUGACAAAAUGGGAGUUGGAUCUGGGUCUGUAAAAAUAAAGAGAAACAAAUAUUAGUAGUUAUGGACAAAGAAAUGCACAGCAGAAAAUUCUUGGUGCUUGUAAAUAAACAUCCUACAAUGCUUGUGUGGUUCAUCUAGGAAAGAGAACAAGAGAGGAAACUGAUUGUUACUGGAUAUCCAUUUAGAAACCCUGUAAUGAUUGUGGAUAGUUCUCUAGCUGCCAUUUCUAUUGCCCUUCUGUAGAGACCAAUUUGAUAAUGCAUUCCAUUAAUUAUUGUGCCAAGCUGCUGUGUUUCUAGAUUAUGAAACACUAAGUGUACAAAGCUGA